GAACUUGUCUUGAGUUUGCAGCCUGAGGGAGGAUGGAGAAGCUGUCAGAAAAAGACAAGGAGCUGAUACGAGGCAGCUGGGAGAGCCUGGGCAAGAACAAAGUCCCCCAUGGUGUCAUCUUAUUUUCCAGACUGUUUGAGCUGGACCCUGCGCUCCUCAGUCUGUUCCACUACAGUACAAACUGUGGCUCCACACAAGACUGCCUCUCCAGCCCUGAGUUCCUGGAACAUGUCACCAAGGUGAUGCUUGUGAUCGACGCAGCAGUCAGCCACCUGGAUGACCUUCACUCCUUGGAGGAAUUUCUGCUCAACCUUGGGAGGAAGCAUCAGGCGGUUGGCGUCCAUACCCAGUCAUUUGCUAUGGUGGGUGAGUCCCUUCUCUACAUGCUGCAGUGUAGUCUGGGCCAAGCCUACACAGCACCGCUGCGUCAAGCUUGGCUCAACAUGUACAGCAUCGUGGUAGCAGCCAUGAGCCGAGGGUGGGCCAAGAACGGCGAGGACAAGGCUGACUGAGGCGCACAGCGGGAGCUUCUGAGCAGAUGCUGUCAAAUCACUCAAAGUGGUUGCCAUGGAAUGCUGUACAUUUGCUCUGUAAGUGGGGUCGCGUAGUGUAGCAAAUGUCUGGUGUGGUUACACUUUACAAUUGGAUCGACCAAUCGCAGAGUUUAUUUUCUGUGCUGUGGAGUUUUAGCUACCAGGCAUUGCUGCUGUACAGCUGUGAGGACCAAAGCAAGCCUGCUUAAGUUCUUCUAAGUCUGGACCUGUUAUCUAAGAGCCUCACACUGAGAAAAAGCAACAACUGUUGAGUCUCUUUGUAUAUAACAGCUUUGAUUUAUCUACUUAUCUACAAACGAUUGCAGUGACUGUAGUGGUCUUUGUGCUGUAUCUUAAAAGAAUUGCACAAUUGUGAAACACUAGAUAUUAUAUUUAGGCAUCACCCACUAUUCAAACUGUGAUGGUUACUGUGGCCAGCAUGGGCAGCUCUCUAUCGAACUGGAACACAGUGAUACUUGACAAAACAUGUGAAGUUUUGGAACAAAGCAAUGUGAUUUUACAGAAGAAAGUCCUAUCACCUUAACCAUGAUCAUAACUGUGUUUUCUGAUGAUAUUACAGAUCAUUACACCUCUUUUCUGUGUGUGACGUUAACAUUUGCAACUUGUUAAAAAUGAUAUUCAGUAGAUAUUGACAAGAACUGUUAUACUCUGACAGCUUUGAUCAGAGAUCUAUGACUGUUAAGGCGUCCACAUGCACCUCACUCGACAUGGUGUGUGAUUUUCUCCUCAGUAGAGGUUAUGAGUAUUUUAAUAGGCUUCAGCUGACUGUUAAAUUCUAACUAAUAGACUGUUAUGUGACCCUUUUUUAGAGUUUAGAAAUAAAAGGCCGUCUUGGAGGAAUUUUAAAAUCUUUCUUCCUUGGCUAUCCAUUUUCAGUCAUUGUGUAAAGUAGUUUUGUUGUACUGUAGUCGCUUAUCUCAGUAAUGCUUAUUAACUGUGUUGUUGUGGCUACAAACAUAGUAUUACUUCAGAUUUAGAGGUGAAGAAUAAGCAGAUGAAUAAGCAGAGUGGCCUGCAUUUCUCCAGCACAAACCCUCUUGCAUGGAAGUGCGGCUGGAAAUGAAUUAUUAUUUUGGAUUAUGAAACAAACGUAAUUGUUAUCCUUUUAAUUUAUUAACUCAAAACCAAUAAUAUAGAGACAGUGUGUGCUGUCUGUAGACACUGUCCAAAAUGUGUGUUCUUGUUAUUGCUACAACACUGUAUGUAUAAUCCUCAGCUGUUAUAUUUACAUUCAUGAUCAUAAUGCCAAGUAACUUAGCAACAGUGCGCCAAGUGUUAGAUAAUAACACCAUACAACUGUAAAUCCAAGCUGCUGAUAUGUGGUUAUCAUUGCUUUAGCCUGAGUUUUACUUUUAUAAAGUUUAUUUUUAUAUUCUCAAAUGUAUGUGUAGUUAAAUAGCAUUCUUUUUUUUUAUUUUCAAACGUGAUGUACCGUACAUUAUAUCCUUCAUUUAAACAAAACAAUAGAAAUAACUUCUAAAUGUGCAGUCCUUUCAGAUAAUUGUAAAAGCUGAGUUUUCUAUUGAACUAUUUUAUCCCCGCGUGGUAUGUUCAGUCUGUUCUUUCCAGCACACAGGUGUAAUGUUUAUGAACUGACUAUGUAGGUGGUGUAUUUGUAGUGGUUCUUUUCUUAGCACACUGGAGGUUGUUGUUCUCCAUGUCUCUUGUGUUCACUUACCUGAGAUUAGGUAUUUUUUGUCAGGCAUUACCAACAACUGCCAUGUUAUCCUGUUAACAUCCAGCUCUGUACAUAUUGGGUGUGUCACUGUCUACCUCAUCAUUAUCAGCUGCUACUGAACAGUGAUGACUUCACCUAGUUAUCCUUCAACCAAAAACGCACAAUAUUAUUAAGGUUAAUGCAAGCACGCACUCUUUGUAAAGUGGAUUAUGUCCUACACUUUUAAAGGAAACAUGUUGUGUGCUUACUUGAGAUGAAAUAAAGUGAUCUUCUGUGGAAA
This is a messenger RNA of Scatophagus argus, 2512 nucleotides long. RefSeq names its product neuroglobin (gene ngb). The coding region runs from base 33 to 512 and encodes 159 amino acids. The transcript has 4 exons. The record is from RefSeq and is a predicted model, not a curated record. Gene Ontology annotation, molecular function: heme binding; oxygen binding. NCBI's taxonomy places the organism in Eukaryota, Metazoa, Chordata, Actinopteri, Scatophagidae.